UAGGAAAGUUAACAAUGAUUAAAUACAGCGUAAUUGCGUGUUUACUUGUGAUACUUCUGGGCACCGAAACCCAAAUAAGCAAUGGAGCCAACAUUUUGGGAAUUUUCGGCACGCACAGUCCUUCCCAUGUGAUCGUGCACAUGGCAGUAAUGAAAACUCUGGCCGAUCGGGGUCACAACAUCACGGUGGUGACCCAAAUGAAGCCCAAACUGGCGGCCCAUGAAAAUAUAACAGUUAUUGUGGCGCCACCCACACCGGAACGACAAAAGUUUAUAAAGGAAUAUAUGGCCGAAACAUCCAACGAUAAGACUUCCAUCUGGAAGACCUUUGCUAAAGCCGUUGUCCAAGCGGGUGAACAGUUCGAAGGGCAGAUGGAGUUCAUGGUUCAUCCCAGUUUCAAGGAGCUCUACGAAAUCCCACAGACGAAGUUUGAUUUAGUGUUUUUGGGUUCGAUGGCCAACGACUUUCAGCUAGGAAUUGCUGCUAAGCUCAACUGCCCGGUUAUUAUAACUUGGGUGGGAGUGCCUUUGCCUUUCAUGGAUAGUGUUGUUGGAAAUGUCAAUGAUCCUUCCUAUGUACCCAGUUUAAAUGUGGUCCUUGAUGAGGGGCAGAACACCAUGAAUUUUAAACAAAGAUUUGGAAACUUCUUCAAGCAUUCCUUCUUGAGCACUAUUUAUUACCUAUUGAACUGGAAGAUGAACCAGAUGUAUAUACGAGCUUUUGCCAAUGAAUCAAGCACGGAGUUUCCAACCUAUUAUGAGAUGAAACGUCGCAUCUCCUUGCUGUUCUACAAUUACCAUUCUCCCAGCGAAGGACCCAUUAGACCCACAGUUCCCGCGUCGAUUGAAAUCGGUGGAAUUCAAGUGAAGGAGCAACCCGAUCCACUGCCCAAGGAGCUAAAAGAGUUCCUAGAUAAUGCUGACGAUGGAGCAAUAUUCUUCAGUUUGGGCACCAAUGUGAAUACAAAUACCUUUCGACCGGACGUCGUGGAUAUCCUGUACAAGGUGCUGUCCAAAUUGCCACAGAGAGUGGUUUGGAAAUGGGAGGACCCUAAAAACAAGCCGGGCAAUGCCUCUAACAUAUACUUUAACAACUGGCUGCCACAGGACGAUAUCCUGGCUCAUCCUAAGACCAAAUUGUUCAUAACUCAUGCAGGAAAGGGUGGAGUGGCGGAGGCCCAAUAUCAUGGAGUACCAAUGCUGGCAAUACCAAUUUUCGGAGACCAACAGGGAAAUGCUGAGAUCAUGACAAAAUCUGGCUUUGGUCGUUGGCUGGAUAUUGUCACAUUGACGGCGGAAGAAUUGGAGGAGAGUAUCCAUGAAGUGUUGGAGAAUCCCUCAUACCGCGAGACUAUCGGAAAGUUUUCCAACCUCUACAGGGAUCGUCCUUUAACGGCCCGUCAAUCGGUUGUCUACUGGACCGAAUACGUUUUGCGACAUCGGGGAGCCUUUCAUCUACAAAGUCCUCUCAUUCACAUGGAUUUCGUAUCCAGAAAUAAUCUUGAUGUCCAUGUAGUGGUUCUCAUUGUCAGUCUGGUCCUCUUCUACAUUUUCAUAGUGAUAUUUAAAAUUUUAUUUCGCAAAAUUAUCAAUGUUGUGCAUGGCCACAGUUAUCAAUCGAAAGCCCCGCGCAACAAGCUUAAAGAUAAUUAAUCGUAGAGCCUUCUUAUCUAUGCGUAUAAGUAAUAUCAGUUAGUAUUAUGAAAUACAAAUAGGAAAUCUAUGCGUAGGUUGCGUAUUAAUACAUAAUAAAUAUUAUAAAUUAAAUACUUUACUCUUACUGCCUUAAAAAAAUAAUCGAAAGCCUGAGAGGAAUACUAAUAAAGAUAAAAGCUUUGCCAGA
This is a messenger RNA of Drosophila ficusphila, 1842 nucleotides long. It is a transcript of the gene Ugt37E1, whose product is annotated as UDP-glucosyltransferase 2. Gene Ontology annotation, molecular function: UDP-glycosyltransferase activity. The transcript has 2 exons. Bases 15 to 1652 code for a protein of 545 amino acids. NCBI's taxonomy places the organism in Eukaryota, Metazoa, Arthropoda, Insecta, Diptera, Drosophilidae. The record is from RefSeq and is a predicted model, not a curated record.